Messenger RNA from Humulus lupulus (European hop), 1304 nucleotides. RefSeq names its product BAG family molecular chaperone regulator 1-like. Gene Ontology annotation, molecular function: adenyl-nucleotide exchange factor activity; protein-folding chaperone binding. Bases 334 to 1089 code for a protein of 251 amino acids. The record is from RefSeq and is a predicted model, not a curated record. NCBI's taxonomy places the organism in Eukaryota, Viridiplantae, Streptophyta, Magnoliopsida, Rosales, Cannabaceae. Gene Ontology annotation, cellular component: cytoplasm. The transcript has 4 exons. Gene Ontology annotation, biological process: protein stabilization.
UCCAAAAAUGAAAGAAAGAAAAACACAUUGAUAUCUCUCAUCUUGGCUGCUGUCACAUAUUGUCGGCAAACUAUCUCUUUCUCUCACUGCUUAGCUGUUACUCCACACUACGUGACAGCAUCCAACACGUGGCAGGGUCCCAUUGGUCCGUAAUUUUAUUCCACACCACACACCUCUCUUACAGUGCUUACUAUAUAAAACCCAGAUAUGUUACACUCCUGUUUGUGUCGGCAGAAAAUGAUCAAAUAUUAAUCUUGUUACUAACAUGAGCUAGCUAACCAUAUUUCCUCUCUCAUUUUCUCGAGAAAAUAUUUUCAGAGACUACGUGUUACAAUGAUGAAGAGAAUGAUGAUCAAGUCGAAUAACAAAAGUAAUGCGUCGUACGGUAGAAUGAGCUGCGGCAACUCCAAUACGACAUCGUCUUCAGCAUCGAGGGACGACGAAUUCGAAUGGGAAAUGAGACCGGGAGGAAUGUUGGUCCAGAAAAGAGUCGGAAACUCCGACGGUACGGCUGCAGUCCCAAAUCUUCGUCUCCGAAUUGCUUUCGGCGCGCUCCAGUACGAGAUCUCGGUCAACUCUCAAGCUACAUUCGGAGAGGUGAAGAAGCUUCUGACGGCGGAGAGUGGGUUACAGGCAGGUGAACAGACGCUGAUAUUUAGAGGGAAAGAGAGAGAAAAUGGGGACUAUUUAGACACGUGCGGAGUGAAAGAUGGAUCAAAACUCAUCCUAAUCGAAGAUCCAACUAGCAUCGAGAAACGUUUCAUCGAGAUGCGAAGAAAUGCCAAGAUCCAAACCGUUCAUCGCGCCAUCUCCGAGGUCUCCAUGGAGAUCGAUAAGUACGCGGAGCAGGUAUCUGUGAUCGAAAAAUCAAUCUCGAGUGGCAUCAAGGUUCCUGAACUUCAAAUCACCACAUUAAUUGAGAUGCUUAUGAGACAAGCAAUCAAAUUGGAUAAUAUACCAGCUCAAGGAGACACUUCUGCUCAAAAGAAUUUACAGUUUUCAAUACGAGCCAUUGGAUUUUGCAGGGUAAGAGGGUACAGAAGUGUGUUGAAACUCUUGAUGGGAUUAAAAUAUCAAACGCAACACUAAAGCCUGUCAUUGUCACAACUAAAUGGGAGACGUUUAAUCCUAAUCUUCCGCCCACUACUGCCAACUGGGAGAUUUUUGAUUAAUUUUUUUUCUUCUCUUUUUGUAGUAAUAAUUAUUAAAUGGGAUUGUACCAUCACUUGAUUUGAUUUAGCUACACUCUAGUUUGAACUUUUUUUUUUGUUUUGUCAAUAGUUAAAAAUGAUCUCAUUAACUUA